Molecule: messenger RNA, 744 nt
Organism: Lotus japonicus
Lineage: Eukaryota; Viridiplantae; Streptophyta; Magnoliopsida; Fabales; Fabaceae
Exons: 2
Coding region: 1-744 (247 amino acids)
Source: RefSeq, a predicted model, not a curated record
AUGGAUGAUCAUCGUGUUUUGACACUCUUCUAUAUUUGGAGGAUGUACAUUAAUAUUCUUGCAAUGUCUGGAGCUGCACUUAUAUUGAUUAAUGAGUUUCUGAAAAAAAAAUUAGAGAGAGCUCCUUUAGAGCAUAAUAGUCAUAUUAGAGACAUCGCACGAGGAAGUGUAAUAGAUGGAAUUAUAAAAAGCAGUGAUAACAAUUGUAUUUGGGAAUUACGAAUGUGUAGGAACACUUUUGCUAAAUUGUGUGAGCUAUUAAAAAUUCAAGGAGGGUUGAUUGAGGAUGGAAAAUUAAUGAUUGAGGAGCAAGUUGCUAUUUUUCUAAAUAUACUAGCCCAUCAUAAGAAGAAUAGAGAUAUUCAAGUUACAUAUUAUAGGUCAGGAGAGACAGUUAGUAGGUAUUUCCAUAAUGUCUUGUCUGCUGUUUUGCGGUUGCAUGAGUUGUUACUUGCAAAACCUGAACCUAUACCCCAAGACUGCACUGAUGAAAGGUGGAAAUAUUUUAAGAAUUGUUUGGGAGCAUUAGAUGGAACAUAUAUACCAGUCACUGUACCCGUAGCCGAUAGUGCAAGAUAUCGAACAAGGAAAGGAUAUCUUGCUACAAAUGUGUUAGGAGUUUGUACACGAGACAUGCAAUUUGCGUAUGUUUUGUCUGGAUGGGAAGGGUCAGCUGCUGACUCAAGGGUAUUGCGAGAUGCUAUUAGUAGGCAUAAUGGCUUGAAAAUACCUAUUGGUAUGUAG